AUGUCUGCUGCAGAGCUGCAGCUGCCAGGAGAGCAGCAGCAAGAAGAAGCAGCAGGCAACUCAACCACAGCACCCAAAGACGCCGCUUCUGCUGUCUCUGCAGCAGCAGCAGAAGGAACAGCAGCUGGAGCAGCAGCAGCAGGAGCAGGAGAAGCAGCAGCAGCAGGAGCAGCAGCAUCAGGAAGAGAGGCAGCAGGAACAGGAGAAGCAUCUGCUGCUGCUGCUGCUGCUGCUGCAUCUUCUUGCUGCAGUGGAGACUGCUGCACAAUUCAGCUCGAGGAAACCUCAACAAAUAUUUUAUAUAGUUUACCUUCUCGAUGUGCUAUAGUUGGCAGCGAAGAACAUCAUCAAAUCAUGCAGAGAAAUCGGGUGUAUGCUGAGCUUCAAGCAGCAAUACAGUCUGUCCCAGGACGGUUUAAAGUGUCGCAUACGCAAACCCUAAACCCUCAGCAAAAGCUAAAGGCAGUGGAGACAGACAACAAUGCGAGUGUUGCUGCUGCUGUUGAAGCUUCACCAGCAAACAUUCAUGAUGCACUUGCUGAGAAACCCACAAGCCUGAUGGAGAAGUUUUGUGCUGCAUGGAGGAAGGCAGCAGAAGAGUUUGCUGCAGAGGGGCUGCAAGCUGAGGGCACAUUGCUGCCAUUAAACUCUUGUUUUGCUGCUGCUGCUGCUGCUGUUCGUGAUAAGACUAGAACAACCUGCAUAGGGGGGGAGAGGGGCCCCCAGGGGCCCUUCUUUACUUCGCCGCACCCCUCCGGCUCGCGCAGGUUUGAUGACCAGCAGCAGCAGCAGCAGCAGCAACAACCUUCUCAACGGCUUAGGAGCAGAGAUAGCACAACUGCAAAACGCAUAGGGGGGAGUUUUGCUGCUUCUAAACGACUGUCUGUAAUGGGCAGCAGCAAAACAACAGACACAAAGAGAGCAGAAGUGUCUGUGGCGAGCGUUGGGGGGCGCAAGUGUCAGCGGCCAUCGGUGGUGGAGAUGGGUGGAGGUCUUCUAAAGAAAAAUUUGGAAGGAGAUUUGCUUGAGAUGAGCAAUGAAGUAAAUAAAAGCAACCCCGAAUGGCAGAUAUCGUCUGGGGGGCCUCUGCCGGGUGGCAUGGGCAUAGCAGCUUUAUGUAUGGAGGCUGCUUUGUCUCAGCAGCAGUUUCAUUCGAAGCAAAUGACGUAUAGGAGUUUAAGGGCUCUACAGCCUGUGGAAGAUGUCUUCCCAAACCCUAGAACAGAGACAGACUCUAAUUGCUUCUGCUGUGAGGCAGCUGUCUGUGGAGAGGCCCUUUCUGCUGCUGCGCUGCUGCACACGCUAACAACUGCUGCUUCCUGCCGAUACUCCUGCUGCUGCUGGAGCUCCUGCAACCAUACAAGCAUACACCAUGCCGCUCCUCCUGUUGGUGCUCUUUCUGCUGCUGCUGCUGUUGCUGCUGCUGCUGCUGUUGCUGCGGCUGCUCCUGCUGAUGUCGCUGCUGCUCCUCCUCUUCUUUCUGCUGAUGUUGCUGGUGCUGCUGACGCUCCUGCUGAUGUUGCUACUACUGCUGCUCUGGCUAAUGCUCCUUCUGCACUUCCCCCUGAUGUUACUCCUGCUGCUGAUGCUGUUGCUGCUGCUGCUGCUGUUGCUGCUGCUGCUGCUGUUGCUGCUGCUGCUGUUGCCGUUGCUGCUGCUGUUGCUGUUGCUGCUGUUGCUGCUGCUGCUGCUGCAGUUGGCGCUGAUAGGGAAGAAGAAGUGCAGCGCGAACGGCGCGAGGCCUCCGACUCGGAUGACGGCGAAGAGGAGCAGCAAACAGCAGGCGGUUAUGUACGGCAGCAGCUAAAGGAGCUCCUGGAUUUUGAUGGAAGGCCUUUUGCUGAUGGCCUGGGGGUGCGGGCGCUGGUAUACCACCCAAUUCACAAAGACAUUCUCUGUGCUGCCUUUAGCAGUCCCCCUUGUAAUCCAGAUGCGCCCCGAAAUGGGGGUCUGGUGGACGGUGCUGUUGGCAUUUGGGAUUUGCGUCUUUCUCGGGAUCAGCCGGUGCUGCACAGCGCGGGUUCAGAGGGCGCAGUGGGUUGCCAGCACACAGACACCGUCUGGGAUUUGAAGUGGCUCGUACGAGAGGGAACAGAGGGUUUGCUGUCUACAGGAGGCGACGGGCAGGUGUUGCAGUGGACUCUGCAGAAAGGGCUUGUGAACUCCACAGCUAUGAAUGUGCGCCGCACUCCCAACCCCUCUGCGUUGCAGUUGAGUUCUUUGAGGAAGGAGGCUGUGAAGACGCAUUUAUUUCGUUAUGCAGCGGGUUUGUCUUUGGAUCUGGCGAGGGGAGAAGACAGCAGCAUUUACUUCGUUUCUACCGAUGACGGCGUUGUGCACAAGUGCUCCCUCAACUACAACGAGCAGUUUCUUAGCACUUACUACGGCCACAAAGGGCCAAUUCGAACGGUGCGCGUGAGCCCCUUCUCCCCGCACUUUCUGCUGAGUGGCUCCGCUGAUUGGACAGUCCGUCUUUGGUCUGUUGGUCGCCAUCAAGAAGAAGUUGAAGUAUUCACUUCAACAGAAGAUCCAAGCGCAGUUAUGGAUGUUUGCUGGAGCCCCUACGACUCCACUGCUUUCUGCUGUGCCUUCAACAACGGCCGAGUGGAGCUGUGGAACUGCGGCGACCAAACUGCGGAUCCUGCAGCAGUUUUAUAUCCGGCGUUUGGGGGGGAGCGGCUGCCUCGCAGGCUCUCUCAGAUAUGUUACGCUCCGUCUGUGCCGGUGUUGGUGGUGGGCGACGAGGAGGGGCGCAUAACGCUGAUAAGCAUUCAAGAGGAAGAGGUGCCAACCUAUUCUAAACAGGAGCAGCAAGAAAGGCUGGAGCAGGCAUUUCAAAAUCGCGCUAACCAGCAGCUAGGGGACUCACGUGCAAGGCUCCCGCCCCACUAA
Molecule: messenger RNA, 2892 nt
Organism: Eimeria acervulina
Lineage: Eukaryota; Apicomplexa; Conoidasida; Eucoccidiorida; Eimeriidae
Product: axonemal inner arm I1 intermediate chain dynein IC138, putative
Exons: 12
Coding region: 1-2892 (963 amino acids)
Biological process (GO): cilium movement
Cellular component (GO): axonemal dynein complex
Molecular function (GO): dynein heavy chain binding; dynein light chain binding
Source: RefSeq, a predicted model, not a curated record